Molecule: messenger RNA, 1575 nt
Organism: Lycium barbarum (goji berry)
Lineage: Eukaryota; Viridiplantae; Streptophyta; Magnoliopsida; Solanales; Solanaceae
Product: probable receptor-like protein kinase At1g33260
Exons: 1
Coding region: 364-1365 (333 amino acids)
Biological process (GO): protein phosphorylation
Cellular component (GO): plasma membrane
Molecular function (GO): protein kinase activity; ATP binding
Source: RefSeq, a predicted model, not a curated record
CCGUAGCUUCAGAAUUACCUACUACUUCGAUCCACCGUCAGUGUCCCUUUAUAUACAUAUAUACCACACGUACGGCAGUGCAUAGCAUUCAUAAUACUAACGUCUUUCUUAAAACACACGCACAACAACUUAGUCAUUCACCACAGAGUUUCCAUUAAUUGUAACUAGUCCUGCCAUUUUUUUGUUUUUGUUUUAACUAUCCGGUUUUCAUAGUCGACCUGACUAAUUUGGAUUCGCGCUAGGCGCUCCCUACUAACAAAUUCGUCAUUCUCAGACUUAAUGUUGAGACUUCUGGUUAAAGGGUGAGAUAUUCCAACCAUCCUGCCAUAGACAUUGGUACUCUGCCUCGUUCUUGUGUCCAUUAUGGCUUUCCUUCGGUGCUUUGGAUACAACCUAAGGCAAGCUGGAGUUGCUGAUGUCCGUGUUUAUGUGGAAGGCAAUAACGAUGAUGAAUUGAAGAAAUAUACAAGCGAUGAGUUGAAGAAAUUCACCAUGAAUUUCUCAAAUACCAAUUUAAUUGCAUGUGGAGGAUUUAGCAGAGUCUAUUUAGCUACGUUCCCUGACUCAACUCUCAGAGCUGUCAAGAUCAUGGACCGCAGCAGCGAGCGUCUCAACAGAAUCUACAAGCAGGAAUUGGACAUCUUGCUUCAAAUCCAACACGACAACAUAGUCAAGCUUCUUGAUCAUUGUGAAGACGAAGAAUUCGGGAACAUGCUGGUAGUUGAGUAUGUUCCAAAUGGGACUUUGCAGGACAAACUCCAUGGAAACAGAGGCAUAAUUCCUUGGAGAAACCGAAUGGCAGCGGCAUUUCAACUUGCUCAAGCCAUUGAUUAUCUCCAUGAAAAAUGUCCUCUACAAAUUGUCCAUGGUGAUAUAAAAUCCUCUAAUAUAUUGCUCGAUACGCAAUUAAAUUGCAAGCUUUGUGAUUUUGGGUCAGCGAAAAUGGGAUUUUCUUCUUCCAUUUUGCCACCAACAAAUAGGGUGAUGAUGCUCGGUUCUCCUGGUUAUAUUGAUCCUCACUACUUGACAACUGGCAUUGCCUCCAGGAAGAAUGACAUAUUUAGCUUUGGAAUCAUUAUAUUAGAACUCAUUUCAGGCGUUGAAGCGUUUUCCUCAGAUAGUGGGGAGAGACUAAUAUCGAAAGCUGCUCCUAUUUUAAAAAAUGUGUCUAAGGUAGCGGGAAUGGUGGAUCCACGCCUGGAUAGGAAUUACGAUUUGGAGGAAGCUAAGGCCAUGGUGACACUUGCAGCGUCGUGCCUAAGUGAUUUUCCCGGUCUCAGACCAUCUGCUUCUGAAAUCUUGGAGACUAUGAGAAGUAGAAUAUCUUCCAUUACCUUUCUCUUUUCAGUUGAUAAAAAGGUUUAAGUAUUCCUCAGUAGAGUUUAUCAAAAGGAUGAAUUACAAUUCACAACAAUGUUUCUGUGUGAAUAGGUGAGGUUCAUGUAAAUUUGUAUAGGGUUCUGCCACAAUUGAAAGAUAUCGUAGUUAGGCAAAGAAUUAGUUCAAGAAACUACUUACAAAUUGAGAGUUGAAAGCUUGAAUUGUGAAUUGUCAGGUUUUACUAAUUUUUCUGUC